Puntigrus tetrazona (Sumatra barb) is the source of this 3322-nucleotide messenger RNA. RefSeq names its product lactase-like a (gene lctla). Gene Ontology annotation, molecular function: beta-glucosidase activity. The transcript is spliced from 13 exons. The record is from RefSeq and is a predicted model, not a curated record. Lineage: Eukaryota; Metazoa; Chordata; Actinopteri; Cypriniformes; Cyprinidae. Bases 1593 to 3302 code for a protein of 569 amino acids. Gene Ontology annotation, biological process: carbohydrate metabolic process.
UCCUUAAAUACAGCAGGUACAUAGAAACAGGGAGUGCUAGAAUGCUCAUACUCUUUCUGCUGCUCUCUCUGUAGCCUGUCUGUGUAUUGAUAUGCUAAACACAUACAGUAUGCUAUGUUUUGUAAAAGCCUUUAGCUAUAUGUGCAUAGAGAAACUGAAACGCACGCAUACAAAAGCUUAAACACUCACACAUCGGUAGAACGUGCAAGAGAACACAUGCACACCUUAAACAAACAUACAUUGAACAAAUUCUCCUUCAUAUGCACCUAAACACAUGAACAUACACGUACAGUAAAAGAGUGCUGCGUCGACACUUUCUGAAGCAAUUCAACAUUCUUUUCAAAGCAUGCUGUAACUACUCACGUAAUGAAUUGUAUUAAUGAUUUUAUAUUAUAACGAUCUAUAUUUAUUUUUCUAGCCCAGUCAGAAUUGUAUUCUAGUAGUAAUAUUCUGCACCUUAUAAAAAACAUAUAAACGUAUGACUAAAUUUCAUACUAAAUAUGACUAAAUAACAGCUAAACAACAAAUUCGUUGUUGUUUUUGUAUUUGCUCACUUAUUUAACACGGCACCCAUCCUUUAUUUAAAAAAUAAAGCAGAAUUAGUUCAGAAAUGCUGGCUAAAAUCUGAACAUUUUCAGCUUUUUUAUGGCACAAACUUGCAUUUCCCCCUUUGGGGGCCAAAAUGCAAAUGUAUUACCCCCACCGACAUCAACUUUGCUUACAGAGUCAAAUGUUCAAUUCUAUAAAACAUGUUAGGAGCAGCACUUUUCCCCUCUCAGCCCAUUGAAUUUGAAUAGUGGGUAUUUGAGCCAGCAUGUGGCUCCUGAAUGGAGCUCGGAUCUGCUAGAUGUUUCGCUACUGUUUUGUGCUCGCGGACGCACAGGCACUGGGCAGCUUUGUGAGGGUGAAUGAAGUUCAGAAGCCCAGGUAACCUUCUGGCACUUUGGAGUGGAUUCCAGUCGAGAACAAAUGUGAGGCCUGGAGCAGGUAUAUGUCUAUAUGUGCUUGAGUGCAAAUCUAGAUUGAGGGAGAGUUUGAGAGAGUAGGGAGAGAGACAUGAGACAGGGCAAAGCUGCUGGUUCCUGCGAUCAGAAGGAAGCAUUUUAAUCACCAUCUCAUCCUCUCUCCUUUCAGAAAGAAAAUUGCAUCUCCACUCUUCUGGAUAAACACUUUUGAGAUGUCUUUCAUUUUGGCAGCUCUUGACAAACUGACUUACUUUUUGUCACUGAUAGCCUUUUGUGUCAGUUUGUCUUAUAGCUGGCUGAAAUGAGAGACAAUUCUUCUGAUCUGAUCUGGGUUCGGAAAUUUUUGGGGGCAUUUUCAGCUGAUUGCACGUGGAUUGUGACAGCUUUUUAGUUUGGGAUGCAUCAUUGAUAUGCCUCAGCUUCGAAUGCUUUGGAAGUUGACUGCUCCGAGUAUGUUUUUUUUUUUUUUUUUUCAUGAAAUGAGGAUAAAUGUCUCUAUAUUCACAUUUUAAAUGACUGAGGAACUGAAAGAACUGAAAGGAUGAAAUACUUUCAAAGGUAAAAUGAGUCUGUUUUAAUCUGUGCAGGUGCUACUGGUGAAAAACAAACCCUUAUGAGAAUAAGAGGAUGCUACAACGCAGUGUGCUGAGGAUAUGCCACUUUUUUCUGUUGGCACUGUGCAUUUUUGCCAGUGAAGACUUUGACUGGACCAAGAAUGAAAUGGGAUCAUUUCAAUAUGGUACAUUCCCUUCAGGAUUCUCUUGGGGCGCUGGCAGCUCAGCAUAUCAAACAGAAGGGGCAUGGGAUAAAGACGGAAAAGGAAAGAGCAUCUGGGAUGUGUUUUCUCACAAAAGAGGGAAAAUUUAUCUAAAUGACACUGGUGACUCUUCCUGUGAAGGCUAUUUUAAAAUAAAGGAUGAUAUCACACUGAUGAAAGACAUGAAGCUGAACCACUAUCUCUUUUCCAUCUCCUGGCCAAGGAUUCUGCCCAGUGGCAUUAAGAAUGACUUCAUCAAUGACAAAGGGAUGGAGUACUAUGAUAACUUGAUUAAUAUGCUUCUGGAGAACAGAAUCACACCGAUUGUGACAUUGUACCACUGGGACUUACCUCAGCUUCUGGAGGAAAAAUAUGGAGGUUGGCAAAAUGCCAGUAUGGUCAAUUUCUUCAACGAUUUUGCCAAUCUGUGCUUUGAGAGAUUUGGCAAUCGAGUCAAAUACUGGAUCACCUUCAACAAUCCUUGGUCAGUUGCAGUGGAGGGCUAUGAGACGGGAGAACAUGCUCCCGGUCUGAAGAUGAGGGGUACUGGUGCCUAUAAUGCUGCCCACAACAUCAUUAAGGCUCAUGCCAAGGUCUGGCACACAUACGACGCCCAGUGGCGAAACAAACAGAAAGGCAUGGUGGGCAUCUCCCUGUCAGCUGACUGGGGAGAACCAGUGGACAUCUCCAAUCAGCGCGAUAUAGAAGCUGCUGAAAGAUAUGUCCAGUUCUACUUGGGCUGGUUUGCCACACCACUCUUCCAUGGAGACUAUCCUCAAAUAAUGAAAGACUACAUAGGUAGGAAGAGUGCCCAGCAGGGCCUUAGCAGCUCUCGCCUGCCUACUUUCAGCCCUCAUGAGAAAAGUUAUGUCAGAGGCACUUGUGACUUCCUGGGCAUCAGUCACUUCACUACGCGCUACAUCACACAAAAGAACUUUCCUUCCAGCCGUGCGAACAGCUACUUCAGUGACCGGGACCUGGCUGAGCUGGUGGACCCACGGUGGCCUGAUCCUGGAUCAGAGUGGCUUUACUCUGUGCCCUGGGGUUUCCGGCGUCUGCUUAGCUUUGUAAAGACACAGUAUGGAGACCCUGUUAUAUACGUGACAGGAAAUGGUGUAUCAGAGAAGAUGAUGUGCACAGAACUGUGUGAUGAAUGGAGAAUGCAGUACUUGAGGGAUUACAUCAAUGAAAUGCUCAAAGCGGUUAAAGAUGGAGUGAAUGUGAAAGGCUACACAGCUUGGUCAUUGCUUGACAAGUUUGAGUGGGAUGAGGGCUACUCCGAAAGAUUUGGCCUGUACUACGUGGACUUCGGCAGCAAAAAUAAAGCACGCUACCCAAAAGCAUCGGUUCAGUACUACAAGCGCAUCAUCAGCUCGAAUGGUUUCCCUAAUCAGAGAGAGACCGAAAGCUGGAAAAGAAAGGCACUGGAAACAUGCACCUCAAGCAACCAGCUCCUUGCGGCAGAUCCUCUGAUCAGCCACAUGGAGAUGGUCACAGAGAUCGUCGUCCCCACCGUGUGCACUCUCUGCAUUCUCCUCAGUGCAGUUUUUCUCAUGUUUCUGCUUAGAACACGAAUAUAACACAGACUGCUUCAAAUUUA